GACAGAGUGCGUCCGUGCGCGUGGUGGUAACGGUAGCAAGAUGGCGGCGCUGAAGGAGGAGCAGUGCUACGGACUGUCCUGUGGAAGAGUGAGCAACGGUAGCAAUGUCUCCGUCUUUCACGUUAAACUCACUGACAGCGCACUGAGAGCUUUCGAAGGCUAUCAGAGCAGCAAGGUAAACGUCUGUUUUCAGUGUGGUGACAUUUUGUUUUUUUUAUUUGAAAUGUGUCCGGGCGUCAGUGACAGUCAGGCAGAGUGAGGUCAGUCGCCUCUCUGCCUGCCUGCCUGCCUGUCUGCUGCUUUCAUGCUGUGAUACUCAGCAGCAGCAGGCUGACCGUGGCUGCUUAGUUUGGAUUGAAAAGUGUCGACUUUAGCAACCACAACAGCUCUCAGCCGGCCGAGCUGACUGGAGGUGGAUGUUAAGGUAGCUUUGUGUGGUAGCUACACCCAGACUCCACGCCGUCUGUCGAGCCCUGUGAGGUUUCUCAGUCCUUUAACAAGCUGACUGCUCAGUCCUGCUCAAUACUCAGCUCCACUUAUUUCAAUUUUAGGGUGUCUGCCAUAGUUUUCGUUUUAACUCGUUUCUUUGGAUACAUUUUCUCUCUUGAAUGCCUCUUACCACCUUAAAGAAUGAUUGCCGAAAAUAUUUAACAACUUUUGUCGUGUUACCAGAAAGUUUGUCUAACUGUCAUAAAAUCCGUUAAAUCCAACAAGCUAACCGAGCAGCCACUUUCCCAUAUAUAAUGCUAAUGUCUGCAUGUAUAGGAGACGUUCGCAUAAUGUGUGGGAGUUGACUUUAAUCAUUUCUAAAUGUAAAAUUCUGGGAAAUCCCUGUGGCGUUUGAGUUUCUAACGUAAAAACCAGAGGAUAAUGUGGAAAAGUACCUAGUAUUCCUGCGAAAAAUGGCCAUCUCCUUUACCCACCCCCUCACUGUCCUCACAGUCCUCGCAGGCUCGUGUUCAUUUGAUAGCUUUAGAGGUUGGUCGAAGUUGUUAAACAGUAAAUUUGGCAUGUUAAAUAGUUUUUAUUUGUUAAAAUAAAGAGGGUAAUACGACGUCUAAUCGUUGAAAAGUGUCUCCUGCUUCUUGUUGCUAAUUGUGCCUUCUGGUCUGGAUUUAUAAGUCUGUUGAUGGUCAUCUUACGUUUCAGCUUCUAUAAAUAUUUGACAGGGAAAACCUGGCAGGCCAGCAGGACAGGGCCUUAUCUCAGCUUCAGUGGCUCUGUGCAGCAGGCCUGUAGCUGAUAAGCCUCAACAAUAAAAUUGUUGCAGGUAAUUGGGCAGCUAGGAUGUGUAGAGUUGGUGUUGACCUAAUACAUAAUGCACACAGUGGAUUGUCAGUAUAAAGGGCACACCCCUUUUGACUCCUCAAACAAUGUAACAGAAAGACAGUGAUUUAAUCUUCAAGUUUUAAAGGGCCUUUGAAUAUUACAGUUGAUGAAUAGGGGUGGGGAUCUGAGGAUUUCUCACUUACGAGACUCACAGGCUCCAAUAUUAUCACAAAACAGCAAUUUAGCAAUAGUUGAGAAUUAGCUAGACAAUGGUAUGAUGAAACAUCAUGAUGUUUGGUUAAAUGAAGAAUACAAAACGCCUCAAAAUGGUAACGUGCCAUUAUCAACACCACCAAAUCACAAUGUUGUGAUGCAGCACGUCAAACUGGAAGGGAAAUUUAUUUUGAGUUCUGUAUUAUUUUUUUCAAAAAAGAUAUGGAUACUUGGCACCAGCAAUGCUGUAAUAGCGCUGCACAAGUGAAGACAACAGCUUAUUGCCAUAUUUUUGUUCUUGCCCCACCCUUUAUGUGGACUGUUGACAUAUUGCAUUUUCUGAGGAAUGGGAAUCGAGAACCGGUUGUUGUUGAGAACUGGUCCCAAAUGGUUCAAUCCAUCGACAUUGUUUACAUUUUAUCUUAACAAUUCCCUUAAUGGUUCCUUUCUUCCUGUCGUCACCCGUGGCUGCUCCGUCUCAGCAACGGCAUGGCAGGUACAUAUGUCCUGUUAAAAUAAGCUUAAUGUAUGCCAGACUUGGACUAACUGAGUUAGAAGCGCAUCAAAAACACUCGACCCGACCCAAAAAACUCCAGAAAUUUUGCGCGCGACUCCGCCUCCGGCUUCGUAAUGUCCUGUUUUUGGGGAUCCAGAAUAUGGUCACCCUAAUUUGACUUAAUAAUGACCAAAGUUAACGCUGCACAAAUAGUUUGUUGUUUGAUUAUUUUUAGAAUACUGUUAUCAGAGACUCAACACAAUUUUGAGUUAACGGUGAAAACCCAUAGUCUAGUUUUCUUUUUUUUUUUUAAAUCAAAGAAAGGCAUUGAUAAGAGAAUCAUUAAAGAAUUGAAUCAAUAAUGGCAUCGAUAUCAAUAAAAUCCUAUCAAUUCCCAUCCCUACAUUUUCUUUACUUUUUCUUAUAGUAUUUCUUGAGGGGAAAAAGUACUUGCUGUUCUUUGAUCCAUGUUUCUUAAUUUUAUUUAUUUAUGAGCUUCUGUAGUUAAGAGGAGAAAAUAUGAAGCAUUUGACAAGAAAUACUUGUGUUGCUACAUCCAACAUAAUUAACAGUUACAGAUUCGCUGAUCGCACAAAUCUGUGUUGAUAGAUAUUAGUGUUGUAAAUAUCAAUUUCAGUUUUUGUCUGUUUUGUUAACAAGCCAUGAGAUUUGAUGUGUUAAUUGUUCAUUGUACUCCUACCUCUGAGCUGUUAUCGGAACAUGUCUUACAAACUGCAUGUGACUGAACUUUCUCUGAGAUGGUCUCAAUAGUCUUGCAUUACUAUCAGCAUUUAGUUUCACAUUUGACCAUGAAAACAAAUUAGAGUUUAGACAGGUGACUUCCUCAGAGUACGACCAACCACUCCUCUGAGUCAGCAGUUUGGUGAACAAGCUUGUCACUAUGAAAUUGAUUUGAAAUAGAACAUGAUAGAGAUAAACAUUGGCUUUUGACCUCUUUUAUACACCAGUGUCUGCAUAGAGGACUAAUACCAAUUUUUAACUAACACAUUAGUGUAUUACUAUCAAUCUCACAUUACACACAAUGCUUGUUGUGUCAAGUGGGUAAUGAAGUAUGAAAGGUUAGGUCUACCUUUUAAUGAAGUAAUUUUCUUGUAAAGGCUUGCAGAGUCUGUAACCUUACUGCCCUCUGUGUGACCUUUUCCUCGUAAUUUGAGUGAACACUCUUACUCACAGUCUGACCAGAUGUAGGCCAUUGAGCAAUCAGAUGUUUGCAUAUUGUGGUAGCUGGGGGCCUUUUUGUGGUGACAGUUGAGAGCAGUAGGCUGGAAGUCGUAAGCGCUGCACCAUUUUGGGGCUGUUGAUUAGGGCCCGAGCCGAGAGCGCAGCUCUGCGGCAAAGCCCUAUUUUAAUCCAAGGGGUUCUCGAUUAUUAUUAUUAUUAUUAUUAUUAUUAUUAUUAUUAUUAUUAUUAUUAAUAUUUUUUCGCCUCCAAAAUGCAAUUUUGACCCCAGAACGGCCUCAAAAACUCACGAAAAUUGGCAGAUAGGUCGGGCCUGGCAAAAAUCACAAUGUUUUAAUGUGACCCGAGAAAGGUGAUAAAAAAUGACUCGCUAGCGCCCCCUACAGAGCGCCACGAACGUCAACUUUUUCCGAUCUGCCCGAAAUGUUACAGGCACGUGUAUCUUAAUGAGAUCUUUGAUUUUGCGCUCUUCGACUUCUUUCUCAGACACACGGUUAAAGAGUUAUCGCGCUGUUUUCGCCCCCUCUUGGCCAUUUUUAUUGGUCACGCCAAACGUAUCUUGUUUUUAUUAUUAUUUAACAUAAAUUUCUAUACUUUCAUUAUCUUUAAGGAUUGAGACAGCGACAUGAGGCACAAACUGACUUUUAUUGAGGCCUAGUCAUGGUGUAUUUACAGAAUCGCACAUACUGAGCAAACAUCUUACACUGAUCAAGCAAAGGCAGGCAGGUGCAUUGCAUGUCUGAUUAAAUUAUAUUAUCUGUGUGUACACAUUAGAUUAUGUGAGUGUUAAAAACAAUGAUCUUCUCAAACAGCACAAGUCAUAAGAGCUCAGAGACAUGGAUGUUUAGAGGCAGCGCACUGAAUUUCAAAGACAGUAAUGACAGCCUAACAACUCAACUUAUCCGUAGUGCAAAUAUACAUUUUGCCUGCAACUAAUGCAUAAGACGUGCUCAAAUACAGACUGUCACAUGUCUUCCUAUGUCUGCACCGAAAAUGUGGUCCAAUUUCUAUCAAGUUCAUUAACUGUCUAAUUUAUGUUGACAUAAACCUCUACUUAGUGAUACAAUUUAUUUUUAAGUUAUUAUCUAUUUCUUUUUCAUGUAGCAUGAUAUCUAUUUUUGCCAAUUUUCAUAGUUUCAUGUGAAACACAAGGUCAAGUUGGGUUAUUAAUCACAUCAGAUCAUUGGCCCUUUUUGCUGCUUUGAGUUGAUUUGUACCUUUUUUUUAUUGAUCAUUAAAUGGGUUGAAAAUGGUGCUAAUGGUAAUGUACAUUUCUGAAUCAGCACCCCAAAGCAGCACUCUGCCCAUUUUUGAGCAGUGUGCCAAAAUGAAGUUUAUGGAGUGACAUUUCAAAGAGGGUUCUCUUACGAUUGAAUUUUUGAAUUGCAACUAAUCUCUGAAUUACUAAUCAGAAUUUAUAGGUGUCUAAAUCGUGUUAAUAGCUGUCCCGGCAAAUUAACAAAAUUUUAAGUCUAUGUAUAUGUCUUUAUUGGGAAUCAAAGGAGUGCAAUGAAUUCUAAUGAAUGAUCUUGACUUUACAUGAAAGGAAUGCUUUAGUAGAAUUUAAGUGAGGUUGUAUUACUGACAUGUCACGAGUAAGUGUGCCAGCCUCAAUGGGUGCCCUUUGGUGAGACACUUUGCAGGCGAAAGUGGAUUCGAGGUGUGCCACUGUUGUUGGCUAACAGGGUUGACUCUGCAAUGUAAUGCACAUGACUGGUCACAACAUGCCAACCUGAAAAUGUCCCGAAGACCCUGAGUCCUUCCUGAUGUUUACUGACCUGCAGUCAGUUGCCACGUGUUUAAUAAGUACUCAGUUAAAUUGAGAAUGGCAUGUGAUUAAAAAAGUUAAAAAAAAAAAAUAUAUAUAUAUAUAAAUAAGGACCUUAACCAGACCAGGAUUGAUGCAUCAGUGCAGACAACCCUGGUUUUUAGUUGUCCUUUAAAAAAAAAAAUUACAAUACAAGGGCAGGGCUUAUUAUUCUCAAAAGUGCCAGACCCACUACUUGAGCUCAUAUUACUUUUAGUGCAGUUCAGAUAUCUUUUCUAAGAGCUGAGCUUCAUCAGCUUCCUCAUAACUCAAACCCCGGCAGGAGUGAAGUGGGAACUCUGUAAAGGAAGAGGAAGAACAAGAGUGACACACACAUUUCAAUUUAGGAGGUGCGGCUUGUUCAAGGAUGUGAUAAAUGUUUGUGAUCUAAUUUUUGCUGCUGUUUUACUGGAAACUGUAUAAACCUUAGCAGACCCCUACUUUUAAAGAUACAAAAGAUAUAGUACAGAUCGUAACAGGCCUAUCAUCAGCAUGAUUGCUUUGAGAAGCAUGAUUGCUUUCUGCAGUGUAGAUAAACAACAAAACUCUUUCAAGCUUGUUUAUGUGGUCCCCACGUAAGCUACCCAAGUGCUCAAUGUUGUCCUAGAUACAUGAAUUUAAAAAGAAAGUGUUCAGGGGUAUGACUGCACUAUGUGUUACCAGAUUACAAGUAGCAUUGGCUGAAUUGUUGAGUGCUUCCUGUAUGAGCAGUGACAGUCAGCUGGUUCCUCUGGUAGUGCGCUUGAGGACAAAGUGAACAGGGGCUCCCGCAGUGGUACCAGCAGUCCAGAUAGUUUUUUUAAUUUCCCUUUUCUUUUACAGAAAUUGCAAACAAAGCAUUUUCAUAGUUUAAUUUGGUUGUACUCAGUUUUUUUUUUUUUUUUCAUCUUGGCAAUUGCCGUUUUUUGCAAAUCCCAAAAAACUGAAAGCCUAUCAAAGGUAAAACAAAUGUGCUGAGAUAAAAGAUAUGAACAUUCAAAGUAAUUCUUGGAUAUUUUAGACAUGAACUAUGAACUCAUAAAUCUGUAGUUUUUGCACUGCAGUGUUAAACAGGUAAGAGUUGAGUAGUUCUAUUUGAAUGUCAAAGCCUCUGUGACCCAAGUGGCAUGUUUUUUCUUGCAAUGGGAUAAGCUAGUAGAAUGAAAUCCGCCAUUUCAAUUACACAUCACAGUAGUCAGUGGGUAACCAAAUUCCCUUGAUUAUGUGAUUUUUUUUUCUUCUUCUUUCCUGUUUAUCAUUUCAAAGUAUUCACUGUCUGCACAGUCCAUUAUUAGACUGAUCAAGAUUUCAUUCAGAAAUGAUGAAUCCUGUAAUGUAUCUUCAGUUUAUGCUUAUUUAUGGUCCAAAUUGGAUAAAGUGCUCCUUUUUGUUUCUUGGCUGAUCUUGUCCUGUUCACGUGAAAGGCAUCCCACCUUCCUUUGACAACGAACUGUCUUGGUCUCUGUAAUUUUUCUUUGGAAAAUGUAAAUACCCCCUUUUUAGCAGUUUGCUGUUGUUGCCUCAUGUGACACCAAUCCCCUGGCAGUGAUUUUUUUGUCAUAAAAAAUGAAUAAGAACCACUCAGACUUCUUCCUGGUGGUUUUGUUUACUUUUGUAGGCAUCAAUAUUAAUAAUAGUCUUUUUCAUAACCAUUUGAAAACUCCUCAUUGGAGCUUUUAAGGAGGUGUCUGUGAAGGUGAAGCUCAGUCCUCUGUAACAUAGUUGUGGUGACAGGCCACAGGUUCAAGUAAAGUGGUGAGUUAACACCUUGUCAUCUUGGCUCUUGUGAUUGACUGCAGCCCACCUUCCUUAUGGGAAUGGUAUGGCAAGUAAUGGAGACUGGGUGGGUAUUUUGUUGCUUGACACUGGUCAGCCUGUGCCAGAGCUUUGGUUAUUUAAGGAAUGCUGACUCCUCACUUUCUGCAGAUCACGGGACACUGCAAGAGAUGACCAGCACUAAUGCCAAAUAUCACUCUUAAUGUCAUGGUGUUCCUAUGUGUGACCAUGUCAACCUGAUGUCAGAGAACAGACUCUCUGACCUGCCGUUUCUCUUUCAACAGGCAGUUCAGUCUCUGGUUGACAAACGUGCUUUGUGCCUGUAAUGUUUGACUAGGCAGCUUGAUGCUUGAAAAUGGGUCAAGCAUACACCUUUUUUAUUGAAGCAGAGGGAACAAUGCAGUUUUUAUGUUAUUCAACAUAGGAUUGGACCUAAACACAAUGAAUCAAUGCUUAGACUUAAGGUCCUUACACACCGGGGCCCGACACAAAUAUAGAACGUGAAAUUAUGAAAUAUUCAGAGGUGAAUUUUGAUGGGCCUGACUAUACACAUCAAACCCGAUGCGAUUUUGCGACUUUCCGGGGGGGCGCAACCCGGAGAAGACUUUUCCCGGGGAAAGUCCCACCUCCUUCGCCUCUGAUUGGCUAGAAAAGCAGGAAACGUCAUCACAUGCUCAAGCCAAACGGUCAGCACUUCUGGCCAAUAAGAGGCAAUAAGAUAAGCACAUGAAAAUAUGGCAACCAUUACCUUACGUUAGCACAGAUGAAAGUUCUCUGACACGUAAACAAUCAGCCGGUCGGCCAUCUUGGAUAUACCGGUGAAUCACACGUCGCAACAACACGCAAUCUGAUUGGUCAGAAGUGGACAGACAGUAUGCGAAACUUUAGAAAAAUCGACCACAAUCCAAAAAAAUAAGUGCCGCAAUAUCGCAGGACGGGAAAACAUAGCUGAUGUGAACGCUUGUAUUGACAGGAUACGGGUUUGAAAAAAAAUAUUGACGUCCGAAAUAAUCACACAACAAAAAUGGUCGCGGUGUGAAAGGACCUUUUAAUGUCAGAAAGACUCUUGCAUCAAGUCAAAAACUUGAAUGUGGCCAAACCUUAAAAACAAACCUUUACAAAAAAAAUUACAUUACUAUAUUUCUCUAGAAUCUCUUCUUUUGUGCCUUUCAAAAUUACUCUUGUUAAUGUUAACAUUUCAUUUUUGUUUUAAUGUUGUUUGUUAGAGUUCCUGUCUUCUUGCUCACAAUGGUUGUUGAGAUCAUUGAUCAGACUUGAUUUUGUCAUGUAUGCGAUGCCACUGCCACCCCUCAUAUUGCAAGUAUCCCCCUGGAGUUGUUGGCAUUACCAACAUGAAAUACCUCCAAACUGGUGAGCCACUGGAGCUAGCUCCCUUAGCUACUUUUGCUUUCAACUCAGUGAAGUAUUUUGCACUAAUGACAUGAUAUGGGAAGUAGACUGUUUAUGUAGCACUUUCUCUAGCCUUCUGACAACUCAAAGGGCUUUUACAUUACAUUCACACUACAUUCAUACACUAACAAGAGAGUGUAAAGUACCCAUCAGUAAUAAAUAAUCCCAUUCACAUGCUGCUGGAUUCAGCCAACAAGGGCAUUAUGAGGGUCUUGACCAUGGACACUUCAGCAUUAUUGACCACACUAUAACUAUUAUAACAGUAAUAUACUAUAAUAUACUAUUGACCACAUUUAUAAGGCUCUUGCUUGAACAGAGCUUUGUCAAGUCUAUAAACAGUCAUUACAUUUAAGUUAAGCUACAGUUAUGGGUCUAUAAGACGAUUUAACCUUAUUGGGAAUCAAACCAGUUAUCAGUCUUAGUUUUCAAAUUAGUAACAACACUAAUUAUAUGAUAGAGAGACUGAAUGCUAAUUUUAGCAUACUGGAUUAACUAAUGUGUUGUUUUAAUGAGAUUAAAGCCUGGUGGCAUAGGAUUUCUUUUCUAACUUUACUUUUUUAACUGUCCACUGACCACAACAGAUUAUACAAGCAGAUUGGCACAUAUGUGAAGUCAAGUUGAAUUCACAUGAUCUCACGGAUGAUCAGUAAAGAAGCGAUACAGAUGUUUUAAGGUCGCUGAAACUUGUGGCCUGUCACAAAUGAUUUAAAGGAAAUGUUUGGUUUGGUUAAUGUUUGGUGUUUAAAGCUCCCUGCUCAUGGUGUGGUGACAAUGUCAAUAUGGUUAAUCCAUCUGUAACCAACAAAUGAAACUGUAGGUAAACACAACAGAAGAACCAUAGGGAGAAAAUCAAAGUCAUGCAAAGAAAAGCUAAGUACUUUGGCGUUGACAUAGUUUCUACCUUUACUCGUGUUUAUAGCCAAUCAUCUUGUCAUUUGAGGCCACCUGUCUUUAAAGAACUAUUGAUAAAAUGUACACUUUUAGGAAAUAAUCUAUCUGCAGUGAAACCCCAACCAGGCACUGAUACCAAACGUAAAUGUUUUUCUUCGUUUUUGACAUGGUUGAAAGGUCACCAUCCUUUGCUAAUGCUUCAGGUUUGUCCACUUUGCUCUGGCUGCUAUGAAUGUGCACUGAGUCAUCACUUUCACAUCAUGUUCCUCCCAGAUUAUUAGAACAGCUGUAGACACUGUAAGUGAAACUUGGAUGUGCCUCUCUCUGAACUCGAACAUGUACACUCUAUGAAUCUUUUAAGUGGUGGUCCAUCACACCCUUCAGAUAUUAAUGUUACUACGCAUGCCAGAUAAGAGCAACCUACUACCUCACUGAAGUAAAUGUGCAACAACUUGUUGGUAGUGAUAUUCUGCAGUAGCACAUAGACAACCAGAGGGCUACACUUGUCACGUUGAGACAACAGUUGGAACUAUGUGAUCUUCAGUGAGAACAACGAGGACAGCUUUAACUGUCAGUUUUUGUUAUCUGAGAAUCAAGCACAGGCUUCAAGGACCUAAUGUUCUUCGUCAUGUUUCAUGGAUAUCUACAUUUUGAGCAUGCCUGAUAAUAGGUUAGCCCAUGAGAGUCUGCCAGCUGAUCAGUUUGCAGUUUGCUACUUAAUGUACCAGUUUAUAAAGAUUCACAUAAGGAUGUCCCCCUAGGCUUUGUUGGCCCCAAUCCAGAUCUUAAUCCUUAGAUAUUGAGUAUCCACCAACACAAAGUCCUGGUUUGCACACAAUUUUUUAAGUAAAUAAGUACAUUGUUGUAAAACUCAUAUCCAAUCUGUUUUACACAGUCUGCUUAUGAGACCCAAGAAACUGGUGUGCUAUGCAUACAUUGCUACAUGCUUGUACUUGAAUCUAGAGACAUCAAUCCAGGCUCGGUUAUGACACGGGACAAACAUCAGCGCUUUAAAUGUCUGUUGAAAAACCUGCCGCAGUCUCCUUAUGUUUUAAAUCAUGUUAUAUGUUGUCACAGGCUUUACUGUACAGCUCUGGAAAGACAGUUUUUAAUAUGUGGUUUGAAGACUCGGGACAUACCAUGACUCUAAUACAUAACAAAAAAGUGGUUGUCCAAAGCCAUCGUUCAACUACCAGCUCUGUAAACUUUUCUGGCCCUUUGGAUCUCUUGAGGAUGUAUAUCCUUCCUUUCCAAGUCCAGGGUUUGUUGCUUCAGCGCAGCAGCCUUUCCUCUGCUCCUUUGGUGGGUUCCAUUGUAUAUUGCACCUUCAGAUGAAUCAAAUUGCUAGUAUUGAAUGCAUCUUGUGAAAUCAAAGUGUUGCAUGUAUCACAAGUGGCUGUUGGGCUGUUUUUGUUAUUGUUUUUGCUUUCUUGCUGACAUGUUAGCCACAGGGUUGCUGAUGCCAUGAUGAAAUAUUGUUCUGUGUUGGGUUUAUCUUGUGACCCUCGUGUUCCUGGAGAAUUUCCUUAGGCUGACAUUUAGGGGUUGUUGUUGGGAUUGUUUUAAGCUGGUUGGCUGUACACAUUCAUUUGUGCAAUACAGUUUAAGCCAUGGCUGAAAUUCCACAGCGGUUACACAGAGUUACUCUCACAUUUAUGUACUACCCAAAUUGCGCUGACAUGAAUGGUUGAGGUGAGAUAAUCGGUACAAAUUGCCAAUUUCUGAUUUAAAAAAAAAAAGGCUAGAUUGGCUACUAUCCAAAAGUUGAGUUUGGGGGUGUGACAGUCCUUGACAAACUGUGUUUUUAGAUCAACAUAUAAUGCUAUUUAAAUUUAAAGACAGAAGGGUAGUAGUUGUACGAAAUGAAGAAUAAUCCUUCUUUGAUUAAUGAAGCUCACUGGAUGGAAGGCUAAUGAAGGCUGUAAGACUUUUCAUGUAGAUUACCACUUGAAGUAAGUGGUGCACUGCACACGCAAGACAUUUGCACUGUCGUUUAAAGAGCAAGAUCAAAGUAGUUAACAUUCAUGAGACGAGAAAUUAAGGCUUCAAAGGGUUUCCUGCUCUCAGCGCAGAGCCAAUUUAAGUGUGUAGCUUUUUCACUCUAAAACUCAGAUAUUUUAAUGUUUUGCACUAGUGCACUACAUUUUUAUAUUCAGAAUAUGAGUAUAAAUACUCAGCGGAGGGACACCCAGUUCAGUGUAAUCUGUGUAGCAUAAAGUGCCCUCUCCACCUCUGAAAUCCUAUCUACUGUGGAAAAUUGGCGUGACAGUGAUGCAACGAAACACCUGACAACUUGGGUGCCUCCGCCAUACCCAGAGAUUAGGGCAUGGCUAUUCCUGUGUGCAUCUACUACAAAACAAAGAAAUCCUUUGGAGGGACACCCUGAGAGAGAGAGAGAGUGGAGAGUUGCGCUGUACAAGGACAUAACUUGUAUUUAUCUCAUCAGUAAGUCAAUAUGAAGAGGCUAGAAAUUGUCCAAAUUAUGGCAAGUUAUGAACUUGGCAUAUUUACUGUUCAUUUAAGCGAUGAAAUUCAAACUUUGCUGACAAACUAGAUGCAUCUCUUCAAGCCGUAGAUUUGUUUUCAGUGUCCCUGCUGGCAAAUCUUACAGCUAAAAACAAGCAAUUAAACAAUUUUCAUUGUAAAAUGCAAUCAUCUGACGGCCAAAGCGGUAAACGAAUCAUUAAAAGUUUUACUGACUCAUCCAGGACUUCUUGUUAAAACAAAAUUGCUUCAAAAACUUUUAAUUGAAACAUAGACAAGUCCCUGAUGACUGGAUGAGCGGAUGAAUUUCUAGUUGCUAGCUAAAUAAGAAUUGUAAAAUGUUUUGUAGUAUUGCUGGGCUAACUACUGUUUCCAAAGUGAGAAAAUAUGUCCAGUUUAGAACACAAAUAAUAGCCAUGGAGUCUCGGUAUUGAUGUGCAGUUCAGUAUUAUUAAUGGGGUCAUAUGAUGAGCUGAAGUUUGGCAAUGCAGCAGAAUUUAAUGAGCUUUUUCAUUCGUCUUUUUUCAAGCAUCACUAUUAAUUUAACUGAAUGCAGUAGUCUGGGCAUGACAUUGAAUGAAUUCUGCACACGAGAUAUUGUCUAGAAUAAGUUUCUCAUGCAGCUGUAAAUGAGAUUGAUAUUCACUUUCACUUUUUUCGACUGCGAUAGUUUUAACAACACGACCGCUUUCUGUGCUACAUCCAGCUGAUCCUCCAUCUGUUGCUGGGUAGCUGCGUGUGGGAACAUCCACAGCCUUGUCAUCGAUCCACGGCCGGGACCCGUUCUCUGUCCCUAAGGUUAGCUCUGUGGAACAUUCUGGGCUCGGGUCCCAGAGAAUAGUGACAUGUCAGCAGCCCAUUCAAAUGAACAGGCUGAGGGUAGCACUAUGUUAGCAGUGCCGGGCUGGGGUUGGGGGGAGGGGAAGGGGGAGGGCAUAGGGUAGGCGUGCUAAAACUGGUGCUGUGUUAAACACUGCAGGGGUAGACCGGGGAGUAUGGCUCCAUGAAUGGUCUGCUGUUCCUGGAUAGGCUCUGAGAGUUUGGAGCUGUGAACAGAGGUACACAUGCACUGUGAGACGAUGGCUUUCUGCCUUCAGCUCUCGCUCAAAAGUUGUUCUGUCAGAGUUUUAGUUGCGGUAAGUUAAUAUUCAAGAAUCCACCAUGCUCUUAGUCUCUGAUAAUUUCUUGUUUGCUUUUGUAUUCUGUUAAAAUAAUCCAACAUAUUUAAAAAGCUUAGUAAACCUUUUAAGAUCAAAGUUUUAGGUUUUUGACAUGACACAAAGGACAGUCUGUACAGACGCUUAAUAUCUGGGAUAAGACUUAAACAUAUUACAUCUUGAGAGGUCUGCCCUCCCUUGAAACAUGUUCUCCUUUUCUUGAUCACAUCUGAUCCAUGAAAGCAGAGAAAGAAAAAAACAGAAGAAAAUCCCCUUUUUGUUUAUCUUCAUAAAUGUUUUGUCCUACAGUUAGAGGAAUGCUUUUCAACCCUCAAAAUGUGACCGGCAUUUUAUAAUCAUAUGUUUUGAGUUAUAUCUAGCUAUGAACAGUAUGUGACAUCAAGAAAACAAACCCUCAUGAAGACACAGUUAAAGAUUUUCAAGGAUGAUGGAUUUUGUUUUGCCUGGUCUUUUUUUGUGAGGCACCAAGGGUUCAGCGUUCGACUGUAAUAGAGUCAAAAAGUAAAUGAGGCUUUGCUGUAAUAGCUGAUGUUGCUUCAUAAUUGGCCCAAAAUCUUGCAGUUUGGCUGACCUCUCUGUUGAGUCUUUGCUUAGUAUCCAGACUCUUUGUUUUUCUUCUCUGCAUCCCCAAACUGACAUUUCUUACAGGAGGUUUCUGCUUAUUUUUUUUGUUAAUUACAAAGUAUAGGUGAUCCUUGCAACCUUGCAAAUUGACUAUUCUCAUCAUACCAGACCAAACAAACAGGAUGGGAUAUUCUAACAUAAAAAUAAAUAAAUAAAUAAAAACUUUCCUCUUUUAAUAAAUUAAGCUAAAUGGUAAAAGAUUUAAACAUUAUGGUCUAAUCCUUACCAGGAAUUACCAAGAUGAAACUGGUUAAAUUUUUGCACAGUUCUUUGGAUAAUUAUCCAAAGUUUUGACAAGUUAAUAUAUCAGUCAAUAGUGAAUCAUUUUAACUCUGAAAUAAGUCAUGUUUAGCAUCCAUAUGAGUGGAAAAAUAACAAUACUAGCCAUUGAUGAGACUUCAUUUCUGCAUUGCUCCCUCACACGUUGACCAGACUUAUCUGAGCCUUAUUUGGGGCUGUUGUGUGUGAAAAAAUGUGAAAAAUGUCAGCAUUGAGCUCCAGCUAUGGUCAACUGGACAACAACACUAAGAAAUCACAGUUCAUGUGUGGUUUGUUUCACUUAAUCAGCCUCUUGUUUUCCUUUAAUGAGGUAGUAGUAGACAUGCUAACUGUCUUAUCUUGAAGAGGUUUGUUAAGAGUGACCGGUUCAAAUUGAGAUUUCUAAACAUGAGCUGGAGGAGGAAUAGCAAGACACUUUUUUGUUACGAUGUGAGUUGUCUUUAGGCUAAUUAGGAGUUGUAAUUUCUUUUAGUGUUUGUGUGGUUGUUUUUUGAAUGAAGGAGUUUAAGGGUCAUAUUAUGUGACUAAAAAGUAUGGAUAGAAAAGAGAGUGAUCACUAUAUUAAUUAUGGUGUGUUUGAUCUGCAACAAUUUGUGAGCAAUUUGCAGCACUGAGUGCAUGUUUGGAAAGCCAGAGUGGCUGAUGUGAUACUUGCAGCCGUAUUUCUCCUUGUAUUGUCUUUUUAAAAGAAGGCUCUCAUUAAACAUUUACACAGUCAGUGCAUAUUGGAAUCCAUUAAUGUUUGUCUGAAAAUAUCUCUGCAUCAAAGAUAAUCUGCUUACAAUGGCAUGUCUAACAACACUAUCAUCUGUCUUUUAGGUGCUGUCAUCAAGACCAUUGAUCAGGUUUAAUGGCAACCAAGGGGUAAGAAAAUAUUUCCUCGUCUCUACUCCUCAAAGCCCUCUCUUGUCUGUGUAGAUAAAAGCUUUUAAAAAAUCAUUAAAUUCCAGAAAGAUGUUUAAGCUGUUGCAUUUAAACUUUUAUGUGCAUUAUGACCUGCAACAGACACACAUGCAAGCACAACACUGUCACCCACACACACAUUCACAUUCCUUUUCAUACAAGACAUGUGAUUAUCUCAACAAUGGGGCCAGCUGCGAGCUAUAGCAUUUUCCCCUUAAAUGACACGUCUUUGCAAUGUCUCAAAGGGACUUCCAGAGCGAUGCCAGCAUGCUUCGAACUUUUAUCACGUAUGUCAUGUGCUCUGUCACUAGUGCUUGAUCAUAAUGUGCUCCUGUCGCUUUGACCUGGUUCAGGGAAUGUUUACCAGCUACUCUUGCUACAGGCCUCAACAUUUGUUUAUUUUUGCAAAGGCUUCUAAAUGUGCCAAAUGUCAAGUGAGGCCUUCAACAAAACUUGCCUGGCAGGAUCCAUCUUAACCUCUUUUUAACGGAUGUCUUAAGUGUCUUGUUCUUCAUGACAUCUCAGUUUUCUCAGACAGACAAAUCCCUGUUGGAGAACAGAAGUAUAAAUGAAAUAUCAUGUUAGCUUGUAGCCCUCACAACAUCUGAGGUCUUUUUUGACAGAAAGAAAGAGCGCACGUUUCUGUGACUCCUCUGGGAUAUUGUAGAGUGACAGAAGUGACGAUGCUUUGCCUAUGAUUUUCUCACUAAUAUUUGACUGCACCAAAGGCUGCUGCUCUGUUUUGCUGUUACAUUAAUGGCGGCUCACUGUCAGUCAGUCAAGUUGUCAAAAUAUUGCAAUUAAAGUUCUUCUAGAGUAGAAAGAGAGACAAAGCAGGCUGGUGUCAGAGCAGAUUCAGCACUGCAGUUGUUUUUAGAAGCUAAUAUUCGAUGUAGCAGAUGAGCUCAAGUUACCUCUGGCUGCCUUGUUUCCUUGCUGCAAUAGGGGAAAGUGAAUAAAUGCACAAGGGUAGGAUAAACAAAGAAAUAAAAGAUGCAACAGCAAAAUAUAUUCUGAGUUCUGUUCUCUAUCAGUGAAGCAUGAGACUGUACUCCUUUCUGCUACUGCUUUUUGCUUGUUCAUGAUGGAGGCGCAUCAAGGUGCGAGUCCUCUCUUUAUGAGCAUUAAACUGUCCACAUGAAGACAAUAAACAUCCUCGUGCUCACCAGUAUUCUCUGUACAUGCAGCUGCCUUUUGCAAAGGCAAAAUGCAGGGCUUUCUUGCGCACUCUGGCGUAAACCUCACAGUCUUUGUUCAAAUAUAAAUUUGCCAACCUUCCUGUUUUAUAUUUUGUUGGCUGUCCUUAAGAGCCCAGAAAAUUUGUUUGUGAUCAUUAUAGUUCACAUGGGCCUUUUCCCUGCCAUAAAGGCAUAUUUAACAAUCACACUAACAAUUCUGCACCAUGCGCUUGUCUUGUAACAGGUUUGACACUUACUCAUGAUACACUAUGAGAUGCUGCUGUGUAGUUUGGCACCAUACUGAGAACUAAAGCUUGAUAUAAAUAUUAAGUUCAUUAUGGAAAUAAUUUCGGAUGAAAUGCCACCAGCUCUCUAAGUCGUGUUCAACAUGUCAGUGCCCAAGCUUUGGCAAAUUUCUGCCUUUGCUGGGGAGAAUCGGUGUGUUUGUCUUGAUGUAGUGUACAUUUGAGAAUAUUGAGAAUUGCCUGGAUUCAGCCGUAUCCCAGGAAAAUACCUGUUCUCGUGUAAAACGUUAGGGGUGGGCGAUAAAUUAUCGUUCAUGAUUUAUCGUUAGAAGAAUCCUCCAUGAUAAAUAUUUGCCAUCUCAUGAUAAAUACAAUAAAUGAAAGUUGAUGACAUAAGCGCGACAGACUUACAGCCAUAGCCCACACAGAGCAGAAUAACAAACAAACAUGGCUGAAGAUAAUGAUGAUGUUUCUUAGCAGCUUGUUACUGAAUGAGGCGUCACAUGAGGGAUUUCCUUCUAGAUUGGGGUUUAGACAAGUGCAAUCAGGUAUGCCUGACAUUGGACAGUGGACCUGCUGCCGUUCACUCUGUGUGCAAUAGGGGUUUUAAACAAAUGUUGAAAAUGUUUGAGAAUUGGUUUAUGUCAGUAGUUUUCUUUAUAACCUACCACUCAAACUUGUGGUUAAGUAUCUUAUUUGACCACUCCAACUGGUGUCCUUAAGACAAAAUGAGUCAAAAAUAUAGAUUGGAGUCAUAAUAUUUUUUAUCAAGACUUUUAUCGUCAUCGCCAGAAUGGCAAAUCUUAUCGUGAUAAAUUUUUUAGCCCAUAUCGCCCAUCCCUAUAACACAGUGGUUCUCAAAUCCAGUCCUCGAGGCCAACUGUCCUGAAUGGUUUGGAUGUUUCCCUGCUCCAACACACCUGAUUCAAAUGAUUAGCUCGUUAUUAAGCCAUGACCGAGCUUGAUAACGAGCUGAUCAUUUGAAUCCAAAACAUGCAGGACGGUGGGCCUCGAGGACUGGACUUGAGAACCACUGCUAUAAGACACACUAGUGGUGCAACGGAUCACAACACUCACGGAUCGGAUCGUUCCUCGGAUCAAGAGUCACGGAUCGGAUCAUUUUUCGGAUCAGCAAAAAGCAAAAAAAAAAACAAAAAAAAAAAAAAAACCAAGACAAAUAAACAUAAGUUUUGUCUGUAUAUCAAACACUUAAAUGGUUGAAUUAAAAUAUAUAAAAGUAGUGCAUACGGCAUAAUAUCUUCUUUUCAACAUAAUUAUUAAUGAAAAACAACUUAAAGUUCAAUAUAUAGGCAUAUCUCCUUCCUUUAAAAUGUAACAAUGAACCAAAAAUGAAGUGUGUGCGCGGUGGGAUAUUGUAACGUGGCUCAAGCACUUUCAGCAUGUUUUUAAAGCCCUCGUUUGCACAACUGAAUAUGUCCUCAUGUCUGUAGCUAUAAACACACCGAUAGCGUUUGUGAUAGCUUUAACCCGGUCGGAUUGCGCAGGAAGAGGCUGCUUAAAUGCUGCGGUGAUGAGCGGUUGCUGGCCAGCUUUCGUUUUAUCUCAGGUGUUGUGACAUAGAAUGCACCCCUGCCGUAGAAUGCACCCCCUGACGGGAGCGCGGUUUAAAGUACAUAACGAGGCGAAAUAAUCCAAGUUUUUCUUACAUUGGAUGGAUUCAAAAGCGUUUGCCUUUAAUAAUUUCAUUCAGGCUAUUCAAAGAAGCCAAAAACAACAGCCCUUGGAAUAUUGCUGUCCCGAAAAUAUAAUGCUCUCUACCUAGACAGCUUUCUGUACAGUUUAUACCCAAGUACACCUCUAUAUUUGCAUUUUUGAGACACAUAAAAAGAAAAUGAAAGUUUGCUGCUCCAUUUGACAUGUUGUCAUGAUCUAAUACUCGUGUUUAUUUAAAUAUGAGUUCAUUAUCUCCACUUUAAGAAGCUAACGAGUGGAGGGGAUGCAGGGGUGCGUUCUACGGCAGGGGUGCAGUCUACGGCACAACACCUGUCAUUAAAACUACCGGGUGAUGUCGCUUUCAAAUGCGUGAACAUGCUCGAUGUGUUUCCACUGUCAUAUGGCUUUCUUAUGCCACAGUGCCUACACACCUUCGCAGUUUUGUCCACUGACCUCUUUCCUUCUUCAUCAUAGUUGACAGGGAAGCCACAUUUUUUUUCAGAAAUCGAACCGCGGGUCACGUGUGUGCCGAACCGAUGACGUCGAUCCGAACGGAUCACGGAUCAAUGAUGAUCCGUUGCACCACUAAGACACACAUAAGAGGUUCAGCUAUGAGAACAUUUAAUGACUGCUUCAAAAGCACAGAACACACUGGUGUUCCUAUCGUGUAACUCAACACCAACUGUGUAACUUUCUAGACACGAAAAAUGUUCAAAAGAAAAAGUAAAGAAGGAAAUACAUGGACCGGCGGCUCAUUUGUUCAAUUUACUCUUCAGUUGACACCCUCAUGUCGAUGGCACAUGGAUAACUACCAAACACUGCUCACAGACAGCUGCACCAUCACAUCUGAAGCACAAUACCUGCCAACAGAUCGUCCUGUGGAUUCUGCUGCGUAAUGCACGCCAAGCUGGUUGUGAAAAUUUAGUUUUUUAGGCGAGAUGUGCUGCUCCAAUCUGUCAUAGAUCAAAUUUGGCACCAGCAGUAGCCUGGGUGCUUGCUUUAACAUCUGUUGUUUCAUUUGCAUGUGAUUUUGAACAUACAUUGACAGUCCAUGUAAUAGUUGUGUAGUUAUUUAUGCACUUAUUUGCGUCAGAAACUCAUCAUUUAUGCUUCUCCAUAGGGUUCUAGAGUUAUUCCAUUAAUACAUUUUGUCUAAAACAACGUCUUUUAAAACAUUUAAGGCUGUCAUCAUGCUGUCAGUAUUUUUAUAUCAAACAAGAAGAGUUAAGUGCAGAACUAAGCAAUCAUGCAUGGAGUUAUGAUCCAUUUGUACACAAUAUGGAUCCAGCUUUAAUUUUCAAUCCACUGAAUCAAAUUUGCUUAACCCAAAAAGCUCAUCUCUGGAAAGUAAACUUUUUUUCUACACAGGUGGAAAAUUAAUGGUGACUCCUGUUAUUUAACUUUAGAUAUAAUUCAGAAAGAAACACUUUGAACUGGCUCGGUGAGAUCAUAUAUGGAUGUGUGUACAUGUCAGUAAAGUAGACCUAAAUUUUCACCUGGUGUUUUUAGGCUGUGGAAGCAGUAAUGCAUUGCUGAUUUUUCACUGGUGCAGCGAGCUCACCAUGGAGGAAUAAAAAUCUGUUGGUGUUGAAUUCUAAAAGCAAGUCAGGAAUGUGAAAGUGUCUAAAUUGCUGAGCAGAUGGCCUGGCUGUCACGAUGAGAUCCCACUUCCAUUCAGUCAUAUUCAUUCAUCUCGCUCAGCGCUCUCUGAGCUGAGCAAAAGCGUGCACACACAUAACCAGGUUCUUUGCAGAGGAGUAAAAAUUGAAUGACCACAAUGUAAUGAGAGUUUUUUUUUUUUUAACAGAGGUUUUCUGCUUUUUAGUGAUAAAGAGAACACUCAAAUGGGGCUGCAUUAAAAUUUGUAUGGAACAGACAACCCUCAGUGGUCCAUGAAGGCUGAUGUCGUCUCUCCUGCAUGUUCCAUCGGGACCAUUUGAGUAUUUUGUCUUUAUGUGCCGAUUUGGUGUUUACAAUCGGUAGAUACAAGCCUCUUUUCUUCAUUAACAUUUGUAAUUGGUCUGAUUCAUUGAGGGUAGGGGGAUGUUCACUUUUCAUAUCCCUGAUUUUGUCUUCAUGCAAUCGGCUCAUAUCCAUUUCGGAUAUGUUUGUCUUUUUGCUCCCUUAGAAAGAGGGCUGGAUUAAGUGCAUGGGGGUCCGUCCUCUUGAGUAACCCUAACCUAAAAACAGUAAUUGAACAAGAAAUCCAGGUCCAUCCUUUUUAUAAAUGACACUCAGAGAGAUCGCUGUCGUUUAUUGCUAGCUCCCACCCAAAACUCGAUGUGUCAAGUAAUCCCUCUUUUAAUGUGGGCUCUGUUUUUUUCCAUGGCUGUUUCGUCUAGCUUCGGUGGCAACAGCUGGCUAGUGCUCCUAAAGCUUAAUCAAGACAUUCACAGAGGCUGUUGUAUGCCAGGGUCUCAUUUGCAAGUUGAGUGAAUUUCAUCAGGAGUUUUUGGUUGUUUGGAAGUCAGUCAGGUUUUAGAAGAAUGGUAGCAAGAAUGAAGAAUAUGCUGUGCCCCGCAGUUUAGACAAGUCUUUAUAUUAUAGCCAACAUGAUCCAGUAACACAUGCUUUUCAAGUUAUUAGUGUUUUGGAGAGCUAAUGAGUAAAAAUCGAAUCUACCUUGCUUUUGAGAAAAACAAAGUCUCAAAUUGCAAAAAGAAGCUGCCUUGUUUCCUAUGGUAAGCACUCAUAGAGGCAGACUCCACUUAAGACAAGCAAAGGAGUGUCUUCAUGUUAAAAUGAGUCACUUUCUUUGUUAACAGUGCUCCUUCAUGCAUGAGUGAGGCAAUGUAUGAACAUCCAAGUUUCAACAUUCACAAGUUUGUUCAACUGGAGCGUGAGCCUUUUUUUUUUUUUUCAUCUUCUCCCUCUUUCAUCCCCUACUAUGUGAGUCAGUGAGUCAACUGAGUCACUCCCCUGAGCUUCGCCUCUCAGCCAGCUCCUCUGCCUCUUAAUCAGCUCUGGAUUUACACUCUCGACCUCUCUCCUCUGGUAAUGAGGUUAUUCCAGCUGCGCAUAUCAGCGGUUUACGGUAUCUUAGCAUGAUGCAGCCUGUGUCAUCAUUUGAUUCUCAUUCCACAGCUAAACAUCACAUGUUUCAAAAAGCCACAUUAUCUGUUAUACUCUUUCAAAGUGGUUUUUUCCAUCGAGACAGAGCAUAGCCCCAUAUCCUCAUGACAAAUAAUCAGCUGCAAUCACCCUGUAGGAGCAGAUAAUGGGAAAUAAUGUAGUUGUGUUUUCACAUGGGGACACAGGAUUUUUCUAUAUGAGGUAGGAACCUUUGUGUCUACGUAGGUGCUCCGCCCGGGAGGGGAAACAAUUGUAACUGCGCAAAUGUUGCUGCAGUGAAGUUUGGAACAGGUUUUUUUGUCUUGUUGAACUGUACACCUUUGGAGCCAAUAAAAGUAAAAUAAACGCAUGUUGUGUUCAGCAAGAUAAUCUCAUGUGGUCUUUUGCUCUAACUUUUAAUGGGGGUCAAUCAGUUUAUCCAGUAGGGGUGGGAAUCACUAGUGGCCCCACGAUAUGAUAUUAUCACGAUACUUGGGCCACAAUGCGAUAUUAUCACGGUACUUGGGCCACGAUACGAUAUUAUCACGAUACUUGGGCCACAAUAGGCUAUUUAAACAUUAUACAAUACAUAGAGAAUUGCAAUACAAUAUUGUAAUUUGUAUACUUUUUUUUAACUGUUUAGCUAAUUUAGCAUUUGGCUUUUCAUUAUGUUUGUCUUACUUCCACAGUAUUUUAUGUUCAUGUAGCACAUGUUGUAAACCUUAUAUAGAGUUGUUGUACUAACUUUCUCCUGCUUUAUGCCGUCACCUCUGCUAACCUAAAUGGACAAAAGUUAAUUUUAUUUUUUCCAUUAUCAUAGAUUUUAUUUUAUAUUAGCAAGUAAUUUUGAAAAUCGAUACUUGGUAAGUGAGACGAUACGAUAUAUCGCGAUACUAUUUUUUUACGAUACGAUUUUUUUCUCCCACCCCUAUUAUCCAGACGCUGCACCUCAGCGGCUUUAAGUGCCGGCUUGUCCUCUAUACAUCCUACACUAAGGUGUUCCUUUAGAAAUCUACAUAAGCAAGACGAGAGUUUUUCUUUUGCUUGGCUUUCUUUCUCUUUUUUUUUUUCAAAUAAACAUUGUGUAGCAGUUAAGAAAAGUUCACAAAUGUUGUUUACUUUGCUAUUCAGAACAAUUAUCCCGUUUCUAUCAGGUGUCGCACAUACUGGUUGUUCAAGACAAUACGGUUACGCCUCCCUGUCUGUAUGAAAAAUUCAUUGUAGAGUCGGUUCGUUUCUCUGUUAAGUGACCAGCAGAGGCAGCAACAGAUGUGUAACAUGGCGAAACAAUGUCAAGGUCAGCGAAGCAGCUGCAAGGACAGACUAGGUAUCUGAAGGUGUAUGUGAGGCACUGUUUGUUUACACUCUGUGCCUCUUUCAUGCUGAUAAACGGUAGUAAUUCACACAAAGUUGAACAGGGAAGUGACAGGAGAACUCUGAUGUGGCUCAUGGUAAAAAGCAGUCAUUACUUUCAUAACGCCAACCAUUGGCUUGUCAGCUGUCUCCUAGAAGUGUCAAGUUUAGCAAAACAGCUGAUACCAGGAUGUUUUCUUGUUGUAAUAGAUUUUGAAUCCGAAUGUGGUCAUAUUUAGAUGCAAUGGUAGUGCUGGAGAGGAGCGAGCAGUUUGCAAAUGCUAAAUAAUCAAAGUAAUACAGUCAGUGCCCAUUACUUGUGCUUAUAGCAAAAAGUUUCCAACAGAAUGAGACUAUAUUUGCAAUCUUAUUUUGGGAGAACGACAAGGGAGCUUGUGGAAAUUAGCAGACUGCUGCUUGCUUGUACUUUAUCUUGCACGGGCGAGAACAAUAAUUGGAACAAUAAUAGAAGCAAGCAACCGAGGCAAGCCGAACCACACUUUGGCAUGUUUGUCACCCCCAAUGUCCAGUUUGUUUAGUCAGUGUGAGUGCUCCACACUGUGCCCAGGUAAGGUAUGCUUCUGUUAUUGAGCAACUAGAGGAAAGAUGCUAAAACUGUGUUUCUUCUAAUGGUGGAAAGAAGAGAAUUGAUGAUUGAACAGAGUGUGAUAAGUGUUAAUCAACAUGUAACAGUUAAUGUCUUUCCCGUGUUAAUUUCAGUGAAAUAAUCUGCUCUUGAUGCGCAAUCCUGUCUUGGGAUUGACUUACUUUUAUAUCCCACCUCAAGGGUCCACUGAGUUCAAUAGUUUUCCUCAUUUGUUGCCUUCAUUUUCAGUUCAUGAGGUCGCUGCUUUGACUUUUGGAGCUUCUACUUUGCAUCCAGUACAAUAAAGAAGUUGGUGGGGAAAAGUUGUUGUUUCUCUUGGUGUGGUAGUUUGUCUUGGCUUUUAAAAUUCUGAUUUUGUUGUUUAAAAAUACUGUAAUAGCUUGUGUUUUUGAAUUAUAUACAUUUUUGUACCAUUUUCAUGUGGUAGACUGCGGCAGAGGUUGUGUGCGUGUUAUGUUGUGUUACACUUGGGUGGAGGAUUAUGAAUAAAUGAGAGCACAAGUCCACCGUGGGGCGAAUAAAGGACAAUGUAUUUAUUUAUAGUUGGCCACCUGCAGCCGUCACACGUGUCAGGACCUUCGGUAAACAGAGUGUAGUUGCACACUGUCUGACCACAUUCAGUCUCAGCGCUCAUGAAGGAGCCGAUGAGUCACAGGCCGAGACUCGUCGAGUUUAGAUACUGGGUAUGAGCUGCUCACUGUUCAGGAGGAACCUGUACCUGGGUACUUAGCCAGUUUUGUGAUUUCAGCUUUCUAUGUUGCUCAAGCUCACUAUGAUGCAUGUGUGUCAGAGUGUUUCUUUUGUUUUUGUUUCUAAUUUUAUGUUCAGAAAAACAGAGCAAAACUUUUACACUAAAAUCCUCAAAUGAUGGCAAACUCUUGACCUGACGUGCAAAUGCUCCAGUAUUCAGACUGUUUCAGGUGAAGGUAGAGUGACAAGGCGAGGUUUCAUAUCUCCUCGUGCUUUCUCUACUUUGGUUUGCAUUUCACUCUUAAAUUUCUGACAUUCCUCUGCGCACUGCAUGUAAAACAUUCUCUUAUCUCUAUCUAUACCCUAAACUCAGUUCUUCAAGUAUGUGGCAGAAUUCAAGUUAUCUCUUGAAUUGUCUGUAAUCCAGCUGUUUGUCAAUGAUUGCAGGUUUGCUAAAACAACGGGCACAAGUUGACUGUGGUUCGCUCUAUUUCGUCUGUUGUUUUUUAAAAUUAACACCUGUGGACUGUGGGAGGAAGUUAAUUCUGGGGAUGGAAAAGGAUGUGAAUAACUGUGUUGGAGGCCAGACACUGACACAGAAAUACCAUUCAUAGUUCUUCUGCUAUAGUGAUUUACCUGCGGUUCCACUGGUCACACGUUUGGAAACAAUUAGACUGCAAAGACUACUAGAUUUGACUAAAGCUAAAAGAAGACAAUUUAGAAGAUCAAAUCCUGCAAAACUUGAACAAUCUUUUAUGUUCACAGCUUUGAGCACUUGUGGCCAGGUGAUGAAGCCAAGAUGACCUGCACUGUGAUGUUCCUGAGAGAAUACGUGAAGAGCAGCUAGUCAUACAUAUCAAAGUAGUUUUUGAAAAAUACCUGAUGUUAGUAAUAAACAAACACGUAAAAGAAUGAAGUACAAAGAUUUGUCCAAGUGUGGAAAAAGGUCAAAAUUGUAUUGUCUACAACAGUGGUUCUCAAGUCCAGUCCUCAAGGCCCACUGUCCUGCAUGUUUUGGAUGUUUCCCUGCUCCAACACACCUGAUUCAAAUGAUCAGCUCGUUAUUAAGCCAUUACAGAGCUUGAUAACGAGCUGAUCAUUUGAAUCAGGUGUGCUGGAGCAGGGAAACAUCCAAAACAUGCAGGACAGUGGGCCUCGAGGACUGGACUUGAGAACCACUGGUCUACAAAACUGUAGUCUUGCUCUGGGAAACCUUGUUUUUCACAUGUUAAUUGUCUUUUUUUUCUCUGUCUUUAACAGAAAAUUUCAAUACCACGGUCAGAAAAUUCCAGUGAGCUGCAAACAUUUACUUUCUACCUGUCAAAUGUGGGUAGAGAUAACCCCCAGGGCAGCUUUGACUGCAUCCAGCAGUACAUCACAAGGUGAAAGAAACCACUGAAUCUCUCUUUAUUUUUCACUCCUUUUCGCAUCAGUGUACAGCUUAAUUUUUUCUUUUGGAAAAACUUUCAAGCUUACGUAAAGUUCCUGUGAAUUUUGGGUCAGCAUUGAAAUCAUAACACCACAGUCUUAGACCUCAGUGUUAACAGUCUUUGUAUAGUUGCAUAAUGUGCGUUUAAAGGCACACAAUCUGUUGAUUUAACAUAGCUAGGACCUGAGGUGAAACUGAUGCCCAGUAGAUACAAAUUGUGAACACAGUGGGACUUUGCCUCCUGGUUCUAGCUGUAUUGACAUUAUACUGGUAAAUGAUAUACUUGUCCUGUGUAUUUUCAGUAAAAAAUGUUCAUUGAAAGUAACUCUGGUUGACUCGAAAGGUGAGGGAUGUGUAGCCACCUAUCAAGAUAAAGUUUUAACAGAUUUUCUUUCAGAUUUAAAUAUUUUGCGCUCAUUUAGAGCAAAUUUAGAAUGACGUUUUCCAGAGCGUUUUAAAGUGCAUGCCAUGACUUCAGCUUUGUUAGGUUGCACUGAAUAAGGACCAGUCCAUGCCCCUCUUUGUAAACCCAUUCUGCAGACUUUUUCUGACUGUCAAGAAUCUUCUGCUUCUUGACUGUCGAGUUUUGGACCCAAUUAUACUGACAAUAUUUCAAACCCUUGGGUCGGAUGGAGUUCACCCACACUACUGAUUGAAUCCUAAUCAACCUUGAGAUCUUGUACAAAAUCCAAAUGACAGUGCUGGGCUUCCACUGCCUGCGCCAGCAACAUCUCAUUUUCUGCCAAAUCCUCAUCAAAGUGUAGACAAAUCAAAGAGAGACGGAGAUCCAGGAAAGCAUGGGAUUUGGUCGAGUUGUACAGUGGGAACAUACAGUUUGAUGGAAAAUUUAAAGAAUUAAGGUUGUACCCUCAGUAUGCUCAAUGGAUCUCAUCUGGAUUUCAUCUGGAGAAGGAAUGCAGGAUUAGGUUAUUUCAAAAUGUUAGAGAUUAAAGGUAAAUGCUGGGAUCAAUUUUGAUUCGUGGAUUCCUGCUGAGUAUUUUCGGGUAGCAUCCUUCAAACUUAGAAUUUCAGGAAUGUGUCUUCUCUUCUAGGCCCUCUCCCUCGCCUUAAAUUUCCUCUUUGUUUUGGCAGCGAAGGGAGCAUUCAGCUGGAUUGUUUGGGUGGGAUCCAGGACAAGAUUACAGUUUGUGCCACAGACGACUCGUACCAGAAGGCCAGGGAAAGCAUGGCACAAGUUGAAGAGGAGACUCGCAGUAGGAGUGCCAUCGUCAUCAAGCCGGGUGGAAGAUACGUAGGUGAGGACACAUGGCGCAGAAUCACGCAGAGCGCCGACAUGCUCCUGAACCCUGCAUGUGUUCAUGUAGCCUGUCUGUGCCAGUGAUCAGGUACAAAUUGCCACGCACAGAUUGUGUGAGUCUGGGGCUGACUGGUAGAGAGAGAAUCUGCCAACAAUCUUCAUUUGUAACUAGGAUUUUAUUGAAUUUGAUGGGGGUCUUUUCCUCUGUGGUCAGAGACAUUAAUCACUAACACACGUGUACACAGCCCCUCCAUUCCCUUUAAUCUAUGAAAGUAGUUAAGACCCACAGAGGUGUCAUUUUCGUCUUGCAUAACUCAUCAACUCUCAGACCUCUUGUUUUGAUGUCUGACCUGAGCUGUAAAACACUUUGUGCAGCCUUGCCUCGCUGCCUGCAAAGAAAUAAAUCCAGUAAAAGCCUCUUCACUGUUUAAUGUUGAGUCAAGAAUGUUUAGUCCGUGAGUGCAGCGGAGCACAAAAGUGUUUUUGUUGCAGUAGGAGGCAAAACAAGAAUUAUUUGAAAACUGAAUCACCUUAAAAAAGAAGGUCUCAGCCGGAGGAGGUGAUGAUAGCUGUUUGUUUGUAAUGGAAGGUAAGUUUGAGUGGCUGUGGUAAAGAUCAGCGCAUGACACAUCAUCUGUGAGUCAUCUGCUGGCUCACUCAGCCAUCAUCACUCACUGAGAUAAAAGAUAUUGACAGGAAUAAAUAUAUGUCUCGCUGGAAUUACAGAAAAUGUGUGUUUUCAAGCACAGGCUGGCAGCCAAAAAGUCAUCUGAUGAGUCCCUUUGUUUCAGCGGUAGAUUUGUUUACAUCCCUAAAAGUGGUAUUCUUCCCUCCCAUCCCCAUGAAACCCUGGUAAUUCAAUACUACCAAGAAAUAGCUGAUACGAUAAAUGCUACUGCGAAAGAAAAAAAUAUUUAUCAAAGUCAUCACAACAUCAAGUAAGAGCAAAUACUAUCUAUUUAUUGUGUAGAUGUCAACAAAAACAUUUAAAUGGGUAUCACAAGGUGUCACGAAAUGAUAGCCGAAAUUUUAAAUCCAGAAAUCUUCCAGCUGUUCCUUCCACGGUAAUUUACCCUCUUCUCAUGUGACUCAUCUUCACCUCAGGGAAGAAGGUUCAGAUCCGGAAACCGGCUCCUGGCCUCUCAGACGUCGCCCCGUUGCGGAGGACAUCUCGGCCUGUCAUCAUCUCCAGCAGUACGCUGAAGAAAGGCACUACUCAGCACAGGCCGCUCCGAGAGCGCCUGCUGCACCUGUUGGCCCUCAAGCCUUAUAAGAAGCCUGAGCUGAUCCUGAGGCUGCAGAAAGAUGGCCUCUUGCCAUUAGAUAAGGACUCCCUGGAUAGCCACCUGCAACAGGUUACACACAUUCAUUGACACUGUGUUUUCAUCCUCAGUCCCUUACCUCGAACUCAAAAGAAGUUACAGUUUGUGAUUAACCCCUAGAUGCAGUGAUCCCCCAGAUUUACCUUUACCUCUUACUUUUCCUAGGUGGCGAACCUGAAUGGGAAGGACAACACCUUCACAUUGAAGGACUUUUUGUACAAAGAAAUUCAAAAGGACUGGCCCGGCUACACAGAAGGAGACCAGCAGCUUCUCAAGAGAAUACUGUUUCGGUAUGUAAGAGAUUGGAGCCCCUUUUACAUUGCUGCUUCAAAAAGCAUCCAUUACACUUUCUCAGCUGUUUAAAACAACACAGAGCCACAACAGCUGGCCUAAGUCCAAUUAAAGUUGAGCAGGGACAAGACAGCAUCAGUGUAAGUCGUUGAAGCACUAAAGCUGGAAUGGUGUCGCAUUUGUGAUCAAUUUGAUUAUUAUUGUUAUUAUUAGUGGUGGUAGUGGCAGUAGUAGAGGUAUGGAGAAGGAGAUGAAUAUGGCACCUUUAAAAAGAGAUAUCGAGAAAGUGAGUUAAAGCAAAGGUAAGAACUCAAUGAUAACAGAUUUAAACAUUUGACAGUCAGACUUGUCUGAGUGUGUGCGCAUGUGAAUCUUGCUCUGUGAGUCGCUCGUAUUGCCUCCUGUGCUUUCACAACACUAUAAUGCAAUGCCAAAUCCCGCUUUGGGACACCAAUAUUACACUGCUGCAGGGCUCAGUGUAAAAGCACAAAGGUGAAGUGACAGCAGAAUCCCAGUGUGAAAAAAAUGCAAAAUGGUACGGACUGCCUUUCCUUCCCCUUUCUGUUGACAUCUGGUGACACUUAUUUUUCUGAGAAUCAUGUGAUUUUGCAAAAAGGUUGUUUUUUUUUUCUUUCUUUUCAAAGAUUGGCACUACAAAUAAAAACUGUUGUAGUGAAUGUCCCAUUGAUUUUGUGAUAGUUGCUGUGUUUGUGAACCAGCCUCUUAGCUUUGUAGCAGCAGUUUCAUUAGUAAUCUAACAAAUCAUCUUGUUACUUGCUUUAUCAUUUUCUUCCUUUAAUUCUUUUCUCACUCACAGGAAUUACAAUCAGGAUGUUGUGCAGUCUGAAAUUUCGACAACUGCAAACUUUAAAACGGCGUGUUUCGUUGUUUUUUGUUUGUGUUGACACACUGGCAUGAGUGAAGCCACAGGAUGUUGGCUCUGGUUCUUAAGAAUAAUAGAACUGCCAAGUACUGUUGAGACACUCUCUUCAUAAAAAAAAGAGAAGUAUGCAAACAAAAUCUUUUCCACUUGAAAUGAUAGGAUAGAAACCUGUGAUAUUAUGGUACAUGAGGUAUGAUUCGGAUACAAAAGGUCAGCUUUGAUUGACUCUUCUCUUCCAGAUAUAUAUAUUUUUAAGCAUAUAAGAAUGGAUUUGCCCGCAUGUGGCCAGGAAUGUGUCUGUGUGCUCCACUUAGUUUCAUGUUAGUGUUGUAUUUGUUGACAGCUUGAGCUGCUGGCCUUUUCCCCCUGCGGAAAAAUCUGGUUUCUCAGGAUCUGGGACACUAAGGAAAAGCAAACUCUCUGUUGGCUAUAUUUAGAGCAGGCUGCAAUGCUCAGCUUUCAGUUUGUGUUUAUGUAGUGAGCUGAAGUCGACCCUAGUCACGAUAAGCUUAGUUUACCUGUGUAACAACUCAAAAGGCAACCAGUGUUUUAAAACUUCUUGACAAAAAAAGAUUUUGAAAAACACAAAAAUGUAGAUGUUUUAAAAUGUAUGAUCUGAAAUAUCUGCGUGUUGACGUAGUUUUUGUGGUGGUUAAGCCUUUUGAAUGUGGUUUUCCAUUUUUGUGCAUAUACAUGUUCCUCUGUGUAGAGACAUGUAUAAGACCGCACUCUUGAACUCUGUUUCAGCAGUACUUUGUGCUCGGUUUUUGAGUUUAUCAGCUGACUUACAACCACAGCCUCCCACCUAACACCACCUCCCCCCUCCCCACCUCCUCCAGAGUUUUUGAGCUAAUGCAGUCAGUCACGCAGGAGCAGCAAAGCAACACGACUGGAACGCACAUGAUGUAACAGUGUUCCAGCACAUGCUGAUCCGUGUGUGAGGUGGCAUCAGUCCAAGGUUCAGCCGUAUCUGUUGGCCUGCUGUCUCACUCGUAGCUCCUGCCUAUCUGAGCAUCCCCACAGAUACAGACACACACACAGAGACACACACACCCUGAUUGAACUAGGGUGGAGUGUUGACAAGACGUAGUGUACCCAACUGCCCUCUUUUGAUAAUGUCAUCAGCUGUGGAAGCAGCAUCCCUGCAAAGGCAAACUGUUCUUUUCAACUUCUGAUUGUUGUGUCGAGUUUAUGGCAGUGGCUCUUUAGUUUUAUCAGCAACAAAGCUCAAAAUCUCUGUCAAAGAUAGCCUAGUAAAAAUUUAAAUUUAUCUGGAAAUGAACUCCAUGUUGAAAACGAUCUCUGAAUCAGUGGGUUAGCAACCAUUUUGUCAAACCUUCAAUCCGAAGUUUUAACAGGUUACGACAGUCUUAAUUUGAGACCUUUUUUAAUACCUGUCACCCCUGCUACUGAGUCACAUUCAAACAAAGCAAUCCACAGCAUACAAACUUUACAGUUUCCUGUGUGAAAUAUUCAGAAUAACUAGAACAUACGCUGGUUUAAAGGAAGCAGGACGACAUACGCAAGUAUGGGAUAUAAUCUGCAAAGAAGUAGGAUAUACUGCUUAAAACCAAAGGUCCAAGUAUAUCUGCUUAAACAUAGUCUUGAGUUGAGAAGGUUAUGUGCUGUUUAUCCUGUUGGGUAAGUGUAUUUUGGCACAGACAUUUUUUGUUGACUGUGCUUUUGCUGUGUGACAGAUUAAUCUGGUACAGUGAGGUCAGAGUUCAUCCCAUUCUGAUCAGUCUGGAGCUUUGUUCACAUCGAGCUAUUGGGGGAUUCUCAGCAGAUAAUUACCACUCAGACCGCUCUGUACAAAGAAGAGAUUACUGUGCAGUUAUCAAGCCCCCGGUCAAGAUGUUGAGAUCUAGAGUUGUAUGAAAAGAAAUGCAGCACAGCGCUUAUUGAAAUAAACUAACAAAGUAGUUGAUUUUUGAGAAUGCAUUCUAACCUACAAAACAACAUCCAUACUCAAAGUGAGCUGCAGUACCAUAUUCCCUCUCUCUCACUUCGUCUCUGUCACCGCAGAGUGCCAUGCCACUUACUCACUCGUCUCAAACUCGCUGCCAAAGUUUAACUAUUGAAUAGACACGGAGCGGUGAAAUUAAACUUACUCUUCUUUGUUGUGAAGAAAAUAGAUCAUUUAUCUUUCAUAACAGACUGUUUGUAGAUUAUUUGAUUGAAUAUUUUCAAUGUUGCUUUGUGUUUUUUUUUUAUUAUUAUUUUCAGCAGAGUGUGGCAAUGGUAAAAUACUGCUUUGUCAAGUAUGCCCUCCUUUGCUCUGUUGUCAUAGCUACUCUCUCAGCUUCACAAAUCAACUGUUGUGCUCUGUUUGUAUUGUCUUCAUUCAUCUGCUGGAAGAGCUUUGCUCUGAAGAAAUGGCAGACAUGUUUAUUACUUUUGCUCUAGGGACAUGUGAAGUUCUACUGGCAUGAAUUUCUCCAAAUGAUUGUGUCAGUAACAUUGGUCUUUAAUAUUUCUGUAAAACAAGCAUUGUUUACACUGAGAGGAUAAUCAGAUCAAGCUAAAGCUGCAUUUGCACCUACAUCUUAAACCUAAAGAUGAGGGGAGGAUUAGGUGGUAUUUCAGUGAAGUACUGCUGUUUACAGUUAAGAUCAUUCAAGCUUUCUCAUUAUGUGCUUGCGUUUACUUUCUCAGGAAACAGAACCAGGCUCAGAACAGCUCUGCCCCUCCACUGGAGAGCCCGCCCAAAGAGCCAGCCAACAGCUCGCCAUCUCAGGUGAGCUUUCUAUUCUUUUUUUUUUUUUUUUUUUUUUUUUUAACUUUUGCUCAGCCCGUCACUCUUUACCCAGCUUCAGCUCUCCAUGUUAGAAAUGCCCUUGGUUUGUGGCAAUGAUAUUUCAGAGUUGUAAAAAGAUAAAUUGUAGUAGAAUUAUUUUAAAGUACAUUCCUGUCCUUAGAAAACAAAUCAAUCAAUAUUUCCACUCUGCUGUUAAUUCUUAAUUUUCCUCUUCCUUUGCUCGUGUUAUACUGAAUUUUAUCACCCUCAACAUGUUGAAUGUUAAUUCUGCAGAAUGCAGACAUAUCUGGGUCAUCUUUCAUCAGUGCUUUUUUGCCUUCUUCCUCAGAAUUGAUAGGUAAGUUGGGGGAAUUUUGAAUCAGAAUAUUUGUUGGGUUUUUUUUCUCAACAUUGCCACCAGUUUACCAACACAGCAAAUGGCAGUUCUGUGGUUUCUGUUUUUUCCCAGGGAGGGUAUUUUAAACUUUGAGGCUCGCUCUAAACUGAUUUCAUUCCCACUCUGUCUUGCCAGAGAAUACAUCAAAUGACGUUAUAAUAUAUGUUGAUUGAACCAGGACCAUUUGACCUAAAUUGCUAAGAUGUUUUUUUUAAUCUAAUGAUAAGUCUUUCAUGAUGCACUAAAUUUUACUCAAAUUCUGUUCCCUUACUCAUGCAGUAUUUAUUUGUUCACAUCCCAUGUUUUCCUCCUCUUUCUUUGGGACAGUUCAUUGUGUACACGUCUAUUAGACGGAGGGAGAAGAGGCUGCUCUGCUUUAUUCAUUGCAGUUUCCUCUCAGGUUCCCCUCACAUCAGACGUCUACUGUGUGUCCCUCCCUUUUCACCCCCUCGGUACACACUGCACACAAACACAUGAGCAAGCAUCACCAGGAUUUCUUUUUUGAAUAUACUCUUGUAAAAGGUGAAAUUUUGUGAGAGCUUCAGGUAGUUGAGAGGCGGAUCAGGAAGUGCUGCGUGGCAAACAAGGCCCGACUAAAUCUACACAAACAGAAAUCUAGUCGUAUUAAAAUAAUUUUUCCAUUCUAUUUUAUAUCAUGCGAGUGCUGUAAUAUACUUCAUCUUUUUUCUUUUAGUGUGGACUGAACAUUGAUGUGUUUUUUACAGCCUUUAUUUGAACAGGGACUGUGGAUCUUACUCUAACUUAUAAUCCGUUGUCUGUGCUUUCUUUGAAGAAAUAUACCAUGAACAGCGAGGAUACUUUUCCCCCAGAUUUAUAAACACUUGUGAUAUUCCAUCCUGGCAACAAAUCUAACAUGAAAAUGAAAGACUGGCGACUAGUAAAGUGUCGAAGUAAAGAAGGAUAGAGGAAGUCUAAUGGCUGAAGUGAGAGAAGAUUUAUGUCUGUGUUGAGUAUCCACGAGGAUGUAGUUUGCAUUAUCCUCCGGCACAACCUCCUGUUUUCAGAAAAGACAGCAGUGAGCUGGUUGUUUGCUGCUGUUGGUGUAUAUUUGCUGUGCUGUGAAUGACCUUUACAGUACCAGCAGGCAUUAGCUGCCAGCUAAGUUUAAAGUCGAAGUUGAAGAGGAAAAGAUAUGAGCAAGUUUUUUAUCAUUUCCUGAAGUCUGCAAGGCUUCAUUAUGAAGGCAGUAUUUCACUGUAGAGUCACAGAGGUCUGCAUAUUUUCUGCAUUUUCCUGCUCAUGUGUCCUUUCCAGUCACAGGCCUUGUUUCCCUGUGUGCAGCAUGUAAACUAUUCUGAUAUGUUUCUUCAUAUUUUUGUUUGUUUUGUUUUAUUCAAAUUAGAAAUUAGAAAAUCAAUAGAGAGAGCAUUAACAGUAUGAAAAUAUAUUUCCAUAUGCGGUUGAAAAUAAUCAGAGAGCCUUGCAGGACCAAACAGAAUGCAUGAUUUUUGUUUCAGAAGCCCAGAGUGCUCUGGUAAGGAGGAACACACAACACGCAGUCAUUAGUUGAGCCACUCCCACAGACCAUUCUGUGGACUGAGUCAAACAGGACUUGUCUGUAAUGUAAUCCCUGGUAUUGUGAAAAGACAGCACAGUCAUCAUAGACUCAGUGCUGCUGAGAACAUUGGAUCUCUGAUGCUAUUCCUUCUUGCCUUUUCUUCCUUCUCUUUGUUGUUUUUCAGUUCAUCUGCUUGUUCUUCAUUCUCACCUUUGCUCCCUCCUUUGUCCUCUACAGCUCAGACUAUUCUUGUUGCUCUGACCUGAGCUGCAUUUUUCUCUCACUUACUAAGAAUUGAAAUAAAAGUGAGCCCUAUUUUUGGGUUCUGCCUCUAACGCUGCUAUUUCUCUGCCAGAAACGGCCUGCUGCUGACUUCAUUGACCCUCUUGUCAACAAAAAGCCCAGGAUAUCACACCUUGCCAGCAAGGCUGCAACAGCCCCGGUCAAUGGCAAGCUCAGCACCUCCAACGGGAGAGGAGAGGGAAAUGUAGUGCAGGCAGGAGUGGUGGUUUCUAUGUCCGACAGCGGCAUAAUGUCCAGCUCCCAGCAACUGCCUGUGCUGGACAUCCCUCGUCCUUUCGAGGCGCUGUCGGACGUCAGCAACGACUCCAGCCACAACGGGAGGGACUGUGACUCUCAGGAAACAGCCGUGUCUGAGAGGCUUAGCCAACCUCCCCCAGUGUUCUCGGGCUCAGCGGCGCCCUCAACGCCCAGCAUCAGCACAUUAUCACCCAGACACACGGGCCCGGACGUCCCUACAGACAAGAACCCUUCCUCCUCGAACAACAAAUCCAAAAAGAAGUCAAAAAAGCAUAAAGACAAGGAAAAGAGUAAAGACAGGGAGAGGGUGAAAGAAAGAGGGCAGGAGAAGGAGAGGAAGAGUCGUCAGGAGAGUGUGCCUGAGCCGAACAGAGCCUGUGAGCAGAGCCAAGGAAACCUCAAAAGCAACAGUAUUCCACACAAAAGCACAGGUGACAAAACAACACAGUGACAAACAUGACUUUUUCUUUUGGCUAGAAAGGUCUAUGCUCUUAACUGCUCUGAAUAAAAGUAGUACUUGGAACCAAUAAGUCAUCACUGUGAGUAGGUGAUGCAUCAUAUGACUAUAAAGUGACUCAAUGAUAGAAUGGAGACCCCUGGUGUUCAGCUUUGUGCCUUUCAACAAGCCAACAGAUAGCAUCUUCAGAGUCUUUACAUGUGAAAGAAAUAACAUACGCAGUUACUUAUCAAAAAUAAUGCUUUUUUGUCUGGUGUUGUCUUGCCAGUUGCACCACCGCAGGUCCGAGGCAGCAAAGAUAACGUUCAUUUUCUUUGACCUUGUUUCAGAUCUGAAUGGAUUGUGCAACAGUACCAGUAUUCCUCUGUCAUCGCCUGAGGUGGCAGACUAUUUGUUGUAAGUGUUUAACCACUUAAGCCCUCAUUUAAUUAAACGGAUUAUGCUGCAAUACUAAUAAAUAGUCGAUACUUAGUGUUCCUAUUAAGUGUAUCAGAACAACUGAGGCUAGAACCUGACACAGCAAACCCCAUAAGUAGAUUGAGGAAGCACUGAGAGGCAGACAUGUUGAGAUAGCUGAAAGGGAAACAUGUACACUGGUGUUUUUAGAACACAGGAAGUUAGUUUUUGUCGUUCGGCUACUUAACAACAUGAUUAGCUGCUCAGAAGCGGCUGUGAGACACAAAUCAUCAAGGGAGAGAUGUUUAUGUAAAUCUGAUUGUAUUUUUACAAUUUGAGGUUUCAAAAUAUCAGUCACAUAUUUUUAGUGAAGAGGUAAAUUCCUAGUUCCAUAUCAUGUUUCUUUUCUUGAAGUAAAUGUUCUGUAAUUUCACUUCUAGGAAGUACACAGUGAUCAGCUCACCAGAGCAGCGUCAGAAGUAUAAAAAUGAUUUCAACACUGAGUACAGUGAGUACAGGGAUCUACAUGCUCGGAUAGAAAGCAUCACCCGCCAGUUUACUGUGCUGGACAAUGAGCUCAAACAGCUUCAACAGGGCACAGACAAAUACCAGGUAGACACACACGCACGCACACACACAUACACACACAUUGAUGCUAUGUUUGUCUUCAGUAACUUCAUUCAACUGAUACAUUAUAAAGUAUACCCAUUUCAACCCUCCCUCUUGUCCCUUUUGUUGUGUCUCGUCUUUACAGACAAUCCACAAUCAGAUACUUGAAGAGUAUCACAAAAUAAAAAAGGUGAGUUCACAUUUAACAAAAACAGAUUUUGAUAGAGUCAAGCAUCUAAAUACUACCCCCAUUUCUUGAAAAUUGGGUUACUAUGUAAAAUGUAAAAAGGGGCGCUGUUCUAGAGGUUUAAGUGUGUGUAUUCCCCCACACUCUAUACUCCAAAUUCAAAUCCCUAAAUUUAAGUUUGUGCUAAGAAGCAUUAUUCAAAAACUACUUGAACUCCCACAGUCUCUCAAAGAGAGGCAAACUUUUCUUAUCGUUACUUCUGAGACAUUCUGCCUCUCUGAAAUACACUUUUAUUCUCGAUCAUAUCUUUCAACAUGUUGCAAUUUAACCUACUUAGUUGAGAGAUUAAGUGAUUUUCUCUCUUUUUUUAGUUAAUUUUUGGACAUUAAUUAGAUAUGAAAAAACACAGGAAGUGGGGAGUAGGAAGCAGAGUAUGAUCGUGGCUGAGAGUCUAAUCAACAUGGACUAUAGUCUCUGUGCAUGGGGCACGCACUAGGCUAACACGUGUUUGUUUAAGCACAACACAAUGUUCUCAGCAUUUUGUCGUUUCUGUUUCAACUUUUAUGAAAACAUAUUGCUUGCAUCAAAUUCAAAAUUGGCUUUUUUUGUCAUAAAACUGGAAUUUUAUCCUAAGUGUUUUAGAAAUUGUCCUAGCAUUAUUUUAAGUGCGUGAAAACUUCCAUUCAGCAACAUGCUGUCUCUGUGAAGCUGUGUAGCUCUUUCUAGAAGCCACUGUUUCCUUUAAAUUUAUGAAUAUAACCUUGUGAGGGAGAAAAGCUGCUAAGAAACGGCACUGCUACCCCAGUCCUCCUCACUUUGUAUCCAGAACUUGUCUUGCACAGAAAGUGCUAUCUUCCAGGUAAAGUGCCAUAACACAAUAUAAGCUCUCUUUGCUUUUCAUACUGGUGUGUUGGUCCGAGUAUGGGAUGCAGCCCUCUUUUUAGAUGACAAAUACAGGUGUCAAAAGUAUGUCUCAUGUAAAGGUUAUAAGUGACUCUCAAACCAUCAAAAUCUGUUUUAUCAUUACUUCUAAACUGUUUGAAAAUGGGGUUUUAAUCCGAUUGUGAUUAUGUCCUUUUUCUCUUGCAGACUAAUCCAAACUAUAGUCAAGAGAAGAACCGCUGUGAAUAUCUACACAACAAACUGGCACAUAUAAAAAGACUUAUUUCCGAGUACGAUCAGCAGCAACUUUAGUGGUAGUUAUUGACACAUUGUUUCCCUGUUAUCUCUGGAAACCAAGCAGAUAAAGGAAAACUCUGGAUUCCACUUGUGCUAACAAAUUGUUCUCAAGCAAAAUGCCAUGAAGGGAGUGUUCCCCUCGCUGGGGCCAAAGGCUCUAGUGAGGACUGAGCAGGACGCAAUCUGUUUCUCUCUUUCCUUUUUCUCUUUUACGGUGGGCCAGGUCCAUCUGUGUAGUUACAACGCAUCCUUAAAAAGAAGGUUCUGUUUGGCUUUGUUUUUUCCUCGACAGCCCACCCUGCUUAUAUUGCACAGAGCUCUGAUGGAGUCACACAGAAAAGUGUUCCCACUCUAUUGGGAGAUGAGCCUUCAGAUUGUUGUUAGCAAAAUGCAACUGUGUUUUCAGUUUAGAAAAAAUUAAGGGAAUUUCCCCAUUACUGAAUCGAAGAGUUUAGACAUUGAAUUUCUUUCUAUUUAUUUUAAGUUGGGGGAUGGGGUCUGUUUUACACUCCUCAAUAUCAGUACUUUAAAGCUGUCUCUCUUAUCUCCAGUCCUCAUAUCUUGAAUGUCAGCCAGUAUUUAAUUCAGAAGCUGCCUUGCCCAUCCAUCUGUCCAUCUGUUGGUGUUCAUCAUUUCCUCUCUUCUAAAGAGAUGUAGUUAUAACUAUUGAUUAAAUCAAAAUAAUGUCUUGAACUGCUCUCAGUCAGACGCAGGUUUUUGUACCUGUCUUUUCUUUUUUUUUUCUGAAAUCACAUGUAGAUGUCUUAACUAAGGGGACAUGCGGGGAAAUUUCUAGUCACUCUAGAGCUUCGGAUUUUCUUUGAGCGCAGUCCCAUCACUCAGUCAUGACCUGCUGCAGUUCUUGUUCUCUGAUUUCAGCUGUAGUUCUCUGUUCUGGUUCAUAAAUUAGAUCAGCAAAAAAAAGAAAGCAAGCUCUGAACUGGUUGUCUUUUCAGUUUAGGUCAUGAUGGCUUUUGUAGCACUAGCAUUGUUCAAAAUGAUCUUAAUGCUUCAGAGGAUCCUUGAAUUGUAAGAGGAUGCAGGCAAAUUUGCAGGCUUUUUCCUGAAAAAUGUCCAAAAAUGAAGUUGAGCCACUGAUCUGAUAUCUUACUUUCCCUUCAUCGUUAUCUUGAAGAGUAGCGUCAAAAUUGUGUUUACAGUGUCUUCAAAAAAGAUCAAAUGUUUUGUUUGCUCAUCAGCCCACAUGCUAGUCCAUCGAGACGACUGUUAAGAUCAAGCCAUCCUCGAUCAUCUUCCAGGGAAAGCUCACCUGUGACCAGUGUUUGCCUUUCUCAAAUGUGAUGUCAGAUAUUCACGGAGGUGAACCUGAAAUCUUUUUUCCUGGAUCAGCUCUCCUCUUUAAGAGGUGUCAAGACGACAAAUUCGAAAUGCUGUUCUGGAACUUUACCUGAUGAACGAGCGAGUUGAGUUUCGUCGGCGAAUGCAUUUCUUAUAUCGACCUUUUUAUGUGAAUAUGAAAAAUCAGCACUUUUUCUCCUGAUCUUGCUGUUACCUGGGAGUUUUGUCCAGUGACCUUUCUCUCUGUCCAUCAGAGUGCAUGCUUUAUGAAUGUGUUACAUUGAACAGUCUUUGUAUCUCUACUUGAAAAAAAAAAAACUGCCCAAGGAUCUCAAUAUCCACGCAAACGCCUAGUCCACCUGAAUCAGUAUGUAAUCAAUCCGCCAUGGGUCUGACCAGCAUGUAUACCAAAGUGCUUACUGAGUGGAAGGAAUCAAAUCACUCUACCAAAUGAUGGCAAAGGAACGUGUCACAGUAUUCUCUUCUCUCUGUUAUCAUUUCUGUGCUUAUUAUUUAUCAUCCAGUGAAAGCUGUGCCAGUGUUUUCUUCUAUGAAGUAACAGGACAGUCCUUUGCCCCAGCCUAAAUUUACAGAACUUGGCUCGAGUGCUUUGAUGUAAUGCCAGGUUUCAGAUCAAAUCACUCAACUCAUGCAAACACUACAUCAAAGCCAGUUGUGUGAGACCAAUCGCAGCCUUGCUGUCUGGUCUAGACUGGGGCUGGAUCCAGGACUUAAAGAUCUUUGGGCGGGGGACGACAAAGUGAAAGCCUUCCAGAAUCGAUGGUCCUGCUGCCUUCAAUGAGAAAAACGCUUCUCACCACUCUUGAUGUUCCUUGUUUUCUAGUCCUAUUCUUUGUAUGAUUACUGUAUUACACCUGUUUUACAGUCAAAAACCAUUGUGAAUGAGUUGAUCAGUAAAUGCAUUUUCCUCCAAUGGAGAGUGAAGUGUUUGGAAGUAAUGAUAUGCCAGCACAGGAGAACUGUUGUAUGAGUUGAUAGUGCCAAAAGGACCUGUUGUAAAGGUUUUUUUUUUUCUUUUCUGAGUAUAUAGUACAUGCUGCUGUAAAAGCAAGGAGAGCUUUGGAGAACAGUCGUGAAAUGUUGGCGCUAAAACCCAAAGCACGCUUUUUGAAAACCAUAAGGGACUGGGACUGAAAUUGAUCUUUAUUUCAAUAAAAUUCUUUAAAUCUUUAUUUGUGAAAUUCUGAACCAUGUGUCUGUUAUCUCUCACUAAAUGGGAUUUUCAGUGCAUAUUUUUGUCAGAAACAUUGGGUGUUUGGGUAAAUGGCUGGAAUUUAACAUUUAUC
Molecule: messenger RNA, 39117 nt
Organism: Xyrichtys novacula (pearly razorfish)
Lineage: Eukaryota; Metazoa; Chordata; Actinopteri; Labriformes; Labridae
Source: the annotation of a GenBank genome assembly